This is a messenger RNA of Rosa rugosa (rugosa rose), 1382 nucleotides long. RefSeq lists its product as uncharacterized. Bases 121 to 1194 code for a protein of 357 amino acids. The record is from RefSeq and is a predicted model, not a curated record. The transcript has 3 exons. NCBI's taxonomy places the organism in Eukaryota, Viridiplantae, Streptophyta, Magnoliopsida, Rosales, Rosaceae.
UUGAAAUCCUAGAAGAGUGGUACGAUACCGCCGAAGAGGUCUCCCACUGUGGUGGAUAUUCCAAGCAGCAGUUGUGAGUCUGACAAGUCCCAAGAGGAAGAGGAAGACCCCGAACCUGAGAUGGCCCAAGAUGAAGAGACAAGGUCCGAGUCUGAGAUGCCCCAAGAUGAAGAAGAAAUUACUGUGAAUGGCGCCGAUUCCACUGAUGAAGAGGAGUCUGAGAAGUCCCAAGAUGAAGAGGCUAGCUCUGACUCUGAGAUGCUGCCUCAAGAGGAAGAGGAAGACUCCGAACCUGCCAAGUCCCAAGAUGAAGAGACAAGGUCCGAGUCUGAGAUGCCCCAAGAUGAAGAGGCAACUGCUCUGAAUGGUGCCGAUAACCCUGCUCUGGUGGACCGGAAUGAGGCCAAUGGUAGGGAAGUCUCGAGGGAGGAGUACGAUCAAGCUUUGAAGGAGAGAGAUAUGGCCUUGAACGAGCUGAAUAACUUGAGAGCAGAGCUAAAGGAGGUCCACAAUGACAGGUCUAGGGCUCUGGCUGAGUUCGAGUUAGGCAAGAAGGUGUUGGAGGCUGAGAAGAAAGCAUUGACUGAGAGACUUGAUAAGGAGUUUAGUAACUUUGCAGCAGAGCUAAAGGAUGUUCUGGAAAGCUUGUCCAAGAGCAAGGCUGAGUUGGAACAGACUUCCCGGGAACGGGAUGGCUACCGAAACAGCUUGGAAUUAGGGAAGAAGGAGUGGGAGGAUGAAAAGAAAGCUCUGGCUGAGAGACUUAAUAAGGAGUUUAAUAACUUUGGAGCAGAGCUAAAGGAGGUCCUGAAAAACUUGUCUAAGAGCGAAGCUGAGUUGGAGAAGACUUCCCAGGAACGGGAUACCUACCGAAGCAGCUUGGAAUUAGGGAACAAGGUCUGGGAGGCUGAAAGGAUUGAAAUGGCAGAGAGGAUAGCAACAGCGAACAAGGAAAAGGAAAACGCCUUGGAAUUGAGGAAAAAGGUAGCCAAGGCUGAGAGGAUAGAAAUGGUGGAGAGCACAGCAAUGGCGAACAAGGAAAAAGAAAAGGCUUAUUGCAAAGGAUACCUAGAUGGGUGGCUCAAGAAGCCUCAUGCUUAUGUCCACGCAUGGCAUGAUGCCAGAUUGGCCAAUGAGGUUACUGAUCUUCCUGUGUUGCAGAUGAUGAACAACCUGCCAAAAUCACAUGUCUAGAUCUAUAUAUCAGUUAGUGUGAAAGUUAUUGGCAUUUUAGUGCCAAUUUUUGCAGCUUCUAUUUUGUGGAGGUGGGUUCAUGGAGUUUUCUUAAACCCAUCAUGCCUAAUAGAGUAGGAUAGAUCCUGUCAUGGAGUCUUUUGUAUACAUGGAAGCUGGAAAUGAAGUAUCUGAAUUUAUCUUAAUUA